Messenger RNA from Haliotis rubra (blacklip abalone), 704 nucleotides. Its product is annotated as interferon alpha-inducible protein 27-like protein 2. The record is from RefSeq and is a predicted model, not a curated record. Gene Ontology annotation, cellular component: membrane. Bases 35 to 424 code for a protein of 129 amino acids. The transcript is spliced from 4 exons. NCBI's taxonomy places the organism in Eukaryota, Metazoa, Mollusca, Gastropoda, Lepetellida, Haliotidae.
ACUGUUGGGACUAUUUACAAUCACUUGUAACAACAUGUUGCGAACGUACGUCGUAUGUUAUCUGCUCCUCAUCAGCGGUCUGGGCGUCCGUGGCACAGGGGGCAAGGAGAAGAGUUUCUGGGAUGACCCGUGGUGCUGGGGCCCCGCUCUUGUGGGUGGAGCUAUGCUAGGGGCGGUACUCGGGACAUUUGCUCUUGGGGCCGUGCUCGGAGGAAUGGGGUUCACAGGAGCAGGGAUUACAGCAGGCUCCCUGGCAGCGGGUGCGAUGUCUACAGCUGCGACCACGGGAGUGGGCGCGGGGGUCAUUGCAGUAGCACAGUCUGCAGGGGCUGCUGGUGUAGCUGUAGGAACGAAGGUAGCAAUGGCCGCGGGCGGGGCCGUCAUAGGCUACUUCUCUAGCGGGUGCAAGGAGCCAAAUUGUUAAAAAGGAGACGAAAACAAUUUGAUAAGAAACUGACGAUGUCAACUGGUUGCAGGUCGCAAAUAAACAUCCAUGUGGCCGAAGAUCACAGAUUCUAUUAAAUAGCACAUGUAUAUUUCAAACCUUGAAUUUGAUGUUGAACCAUACAAAACAACACUUCCAACUGUCCAAACAACUUAGCAAUCUGUAAGUUAAUAUUUGAUGCAAAAUAAGCUUUCAUACAUAGUCAAUGUUGUUUAGGUGAACUUCAGCAGUGUAUUCUUAAUAAAGACGUUGACAUCCA